Molecule: messenger RNA, 771 nt
Organism: Parascedosporium putredinis
Lineage: Eukaryota; Fungi; Ascomycota; Sordariomycetes; Microascales; Microascaceae
Source: the annotation of a GenBank genome assembly
AUGUCUACUACUCUCAUCUUCGGAGGCAGCGGCAAGGUUGCCCGCCAUCUCACAAAGCUGCUCUCCGCAGAGCCGGGUGCGACGGUGUACAGCAUCAUCCGCAACCCCGCCCAGGAGGCCGAACUCAAGGAGCUAGGCGCCAGCCCAAUUAUCCAGUCCGUCGAAGACGCGCUCGUCACAGAGAUCACGGCCACAAUCGAGCACACUCAGCCCGAUGCCAUCGUCUGGUCCGCCGGCGCAGGCGGUGGCAGCGCCGAGCGCACCAAGGCAGUGGAUCACGAGGGCGCGGUCAAGGUCUUUGAUGCGUUUGCUGCCGCGACUACCGGAAAGCCCAAGCGAUUCGUCAUGGUGAGCGCUGUGGACGUCAGGGACCGCGAGUCGAAACCUACGCCGGAUUGGUAUAAACCCGAAGACGUGAAGAGAAGCGAGGCGGCGUGGAAGGCCAUCGGAACAUAUUACAAGGCCAAGUUGGCCGCCGACAAGGACCUUGUCAGUCAGAAUGGCAAGCGUGGGCUUGACUAUACCAUUCUUCGGCCCGGGUCACUUUCGACAGAACUAGGAACCGGCAAAGUCAGGGCUGGAAAGGUGGGGAUGCAAGGAGAAAUCCCCAGGGAGGACGUGGCGGGCGCUAUUCUCGCAUGUUUAAGGAACAAGGAUACCAUUGGCCUCGCAUUCGAUUUGCUCGGACCGGGUGAAGGAGACUUGACUAUCUCCGAAGCCAUCGCCAAAGUUGGAAAGAAUAAGGAAGACACGUUUGAGGGAUAUCACUAA